This is a messenger RNA of Puccinia triticina, 5931 nucleotides long. RefSeq lists its product as uncharacterized. The record is from RefSeq and is a predicted model, not a curated record. Bases 1 to 5931 code for a protein of 1976 amino acids. Lineage: Eukaryota; Fungi; Basidiomycota; Pucciniomycetes; Pucciniales; Pucciniaceae. The transcript has 15 exons.
AUGCUCAGCAGCAGCACCCGAACGAGCUCACCACCCUCAGCCAGCCCACCAAACUCAGCCAUCCAGCCCCAGGCCAGCAGCUCCGAAACACCCAGCUCACCCAGGACAAACCUCAGCUCAUCAGCCAGAGCCUGCUCACCAGCGACCACCGAUCGAACCAGCCUGCCGAUCGACCACAGCAUCCUCUUCGGCACACCCUCAUCCACAACCGAUCAGUCAUCAGACCGGCCCCCGAGCAGCACCAUGUCCCCGAGAGAUGCCGAUCAGCCCCAGUCGACCAGCAGACAGAGACUGCCCUCGUUCAACUUCACCCCGGAUGACGAAAGCAUCGAAGAACUACUGAAAACACUGGGAUACAGCCCAGGACAGUCCAGAGCAAACUCACUCGCCCUCAGAAACCACCCCCGGACCGAUCCCACCCACCAACGCGAAGCCGAAUCCCGCGCACCGUUGGUCAUGCUGGACAUCGAUGGCCAAGAAUUCUCGGUCCAUGAACAUUCCCUAAGCCCUGUUUCUGAGCGCACCGAACUCGAUACCGAGUCCUCAAAGACGAACAGCAGCAAACGGCGGCCAUUGGUCCAGAGCGUGCUCUCCCAUAGAUUCCAGUCUGGCAUCCAGUCCACAGCUCCACUCACUCUUUCACCCAAGCCAAAACAUCUCUCACCAUCCCCAUCCAGCCCUCGUCCAUCAUCCACCUCAUCUCUACCAGCCGGUUCCAAGCAGAUCGACCAUCCCAGUCACUUCAGCCAACCCGUAUACCAAAACAGGCCCACCUCCUUCGGAAACCACUCUCCAAACUCUCUCAGUCCUGUUUACAACACCAAGUCAACCCAUCUCCUCUCCUCGCCACCCGCCCCAGGAAACAGCAGUCUUGGCCACCCCUCCCUCAACCGACUACCCAAAAAGACUUCACAGCUCAUCCAACUCUUCGAAAACACGACCAACCGAUCUCCAUCAAACAUACCCACCUCCACCCCUCCCAACAAACUGCAUCCCAUCAAUCGGAUCCAAUCUUCUCCGAAUUCAAGAGUACCACCCGAAAACCAUCUUCGCGCAAAAUCUCCUCAAGCACCAGUCCCCCCAACCCAAACAAGAGAAGCUUCAAACUUCAAUCUCACCGAUCACCUCGCAGGCAGAUCAAACUCCCCACAGAUCAAAACCUCAGUACCACAUUCACCAGCCGCGGGAUCAAUCGAAAGUCUGAAUUCACCAGCAUCACUCGGACCGAGUAUGACAGAACAAGAGUGCUUGCGGUUGCGGAAAGAGCGUCGAGAGCGGAUAGCGAUGGCCUCCAAAAUUCAUGCAGCAGCUUCCCGGACAAAAGUUGAUAGUCAACCAGCGUACUUGGAGCCCCCAAGUCCAAUGUCCGAUCAGUUCCUCAAGCAUCGCAAAUCAGUAGCAUCUUCGAUCACGUCAAGGAUAAGCGACGUUCAAGUCCUCCAUUCCGGUGCGAUCUGGUAUCGGAAUCCACAGACGAAUCAGUGGAGACAGACCCGAGGGAUCCUGACGACAGAGGCCGUCUAUCUGAUGAAUGAGAAUGGCGAGGUCGAUCAAAACUCACCCGAUCAAGCCAUCGAGCUCAGACUCGGUGGCUGUAUAUCCGUCGAAAGUGUCAGAAGCAAACGCUCCUACGGCCCCGAUUUUGAUGAACCUCAUCUCCAUAUCCUCAGAAUCGCCUGGGCCGAGUUCGAUCCUCGCUCAAAUUCUCGCACCGAAUAUGAGGAAUUCCUGGGUUGCAGUCGGGCUACCCAGCGUGCUGACUGGGUAGGGGCAAUUUGGCAGGCUGCUCACGAUCUAGGUGGAUUUGUCGACCAGCCUGAUAUACCCCUCCGAGGCAAUCCGUCUCCUCCGAAGUCUGGCCAACCCAAUAAUCAACUCGCAACCAGUCAACCGGCUCCUGAAACCGGUCAACCUAAUAUUCCUGCCCUAGCUCUGCCGCCUCAGCAGGAAUGCAGCCCCAGACUGGAUCCGGUCUCGCUCGUGGACCGUGCAAUUUCAGUUGGUCCUAUCGAAACUCGCCAACUUCAGCCUUCUUCGCCGGCUCAACUCCAACCGCCUCCGUCCUCUGCAGUCAGCAGUCGAACAUCUGAAGCUUCUACUGGCACGACUAACUUGCAAAGUGAACUAGAUCGUGACUUGGUUGCCUUUCAACAGGCUCCAAACCCUCAAACCCAUUCACCCGCUUACCACUUGUAUUCCGAAGAAACUGGGCCCAGAGUGCAAGAAAAUUACAACGAAAUCAGUGAACUAGAUCGUAAUUACCCAAUCAAUCCCAAUCUGGAGCAAAACUACAUGCGGCCUCGAUCACCUGAACUGGAUAUCUUUGCAAUGCUGGAUAGGAUGAGUGUCAAGGGCUCAAUUCACCGAAACACGGCGGAGUUUUACGACCCUCCCAAGCCCGAUUCCCCCAAACCGCAACAAGCUCAGGAUAUGCACGUUCCCCAACCGAUCGGUAGCAGCGGCCAAGCAAACAUAACAGCGCUUGAAGAAACUGCAGCUCAGAGUCACCGCAGCCCUUCGCGCCAUUCGUAUCAUACCAUCCGACCGACAUCUGCCACCGGAGUUCACGAGCAACUGCUCGAUUCACCCCGCUCAUCAGCAGUUGGGUCACGGUCCAGUCAUAAGGAGCAUCUUUCAGAGGUCAGGUCCACGACUCAACCCACACACGCCAGCCAGAAUGGACAUUUGAGUGUGACGCCCUCUCUCACCAACCAGCGACCGUCUGGCUCGAGCCCUCGCGAGCCUACAACUGCACGGCAAGCAAGAGGGGCCUGGUCAGAUACGGAUCGAUUAUCUAAUCAAACUGAUAAUAUCCUCUCGGGAUCCAACCCGGCUCGAGCAGUACAGAGAGAUUUGCGCAGGAUUCUGAAGACUAUCGAGCGCAAUGAUUCUUACCGGGCUGCUGAAUCAGACUCAUUGGGCCAUUACCUCGAUAGCAUUCAAAAUCAGCUCCAAAACGUCGCGGUUAAGCUCCGUGGUCACCAGGCCGAACGUGAACCCAAUUAUCCCGUGAAGGAGAGCGAUGAACCCACGAUAGCAGAUAAGGUAGACUACAUGCUGAGUCUGUGUAACAUUUUGCUCGAGAGUCAACACAAGGUCUCUAGUGCAGUUGAGAAAAACCUGCAAGCUCACGGUGUUAGCAUCAGCGGUCGAUCAGCCCACACGCGAUCUAUGACAUCGAAUGCAAAUCCCAGUCGGCGUUCCUCGCGUGUGCCCACCGAACCCGGGAUGCCAAGGCCAGCGCCACUGACGCCUCAGCCUGAGGGUAGUUUAGAUACCGAUCGGAUACCUUCAACCGAUCGGCUCGACUCACCGCCCCUGCCGCCCCUUCCUGAGGCGAAUGGAGGUGAAGAGUCUAUCCCCAAUAUUCAAGAAGACCCCUCCGAAAGUCCCACCGAGCUACCGCCCCCAGUAGCAAUCCAGGAAGCUGGCCUGAGUCGGAUCGAAAACUUGUUGGUCGAACUACUCUCUCGAGUGGAUGAGUCCGCCCAACGACAGCAGAAAGAACCACCGCCUGCGGUACCUGACAAGGAUCCCGGCGGCGAUGGACAGUCCACUCGCUCAGCUCGAUCGCAUGUCGGCACUGAGAGUGAGACGCUGGAUUUGGACGCCGAUGUGGCCCUCUGGAAGUCGAGGGGCAACGGUGUCUCUGCCAGCCAUCCUGCGGGCUCGUGGAAUCAUGACUUGAGACGUCGACUUGGACAGAGCGUCACCAGCCACACGGCUAGUGUCUACCCUCCUACCGAAGCAGAAACUCCCUCGUCUUCGGACCAACCUGCUCCGCAAGUGAUUCCAGAUUAUAACCUCGCUUAUGAGGCGGAGGAACAAGUGGCGCGCCGGAUUGCAGAUGAACGUGCUCGGGCUGCUCGAAGGCUCGAGGGAGUCUCGACGCCAUUCGGCUAUCGACAAUCGAUCGGCCAAGGAUAUCCUGCAUCCGUCAAACCUCGAGUGCCCAGUCAUCUCUCUCAGCCAGCUCCCACGGUCCCUCCUAAUCAAGACCAACAAGCCGAUGAUCCCUACUUGCGCUCUGCUCAGAAUGACCCUCGUCUGUCCCGCCCUGAUCUUGAACAAAGUCAUUGGUCUUCUACCACGCCCACGGCUGAGGAACCGGAUGAUUCUGCGCCGCCACCGCCGCCUCCGAAAGAUGACCAAUUCGUGUCUCAGCCUCCAAGUCAACCAGCUCUUUCAGUCCGCACACCCAGUCGAGUUGCCUCCAGAGCGAUCUCACACCAGUCCACUGCACGCCCUCUUUCAGUCGUUUCCAGUCAGCCAGCUCCCAUCCCUGCUCCCCCUCCGGUAUCAACAGAGGAACUGCGGAAUGUUGUCAAUGAAGCUCUGCAACACCAUUCCACUGAGCAGGCGCCUGUCCUCGAAGAGGUCGUAACCUUGUUGCGCACUCAGGAUCAAGUCAAUCAGGCCUCAGUUCUUAAUCAAGCAGAAGUGUCGAGGUAUUUGACACAACUGAAUACACAUCUAGAGGGAGUACUUCAUAAAAAGAAUGACGAGAUCCUACAGAUCGGAGAGAAUGUUGGACGGCUAGAGAAACAGUUGGCUGUCCUAGUCGAGCAGUCGCAAGAAAUUUCAGCCGUUAUCCCCCUCAUGAAGUCGGCCGCCUCUACCUCAGCACCGCCGCCCGAACAAGCCCCGACCUCGAUUGAUCAGCCCGAUGAGGCUUUCAGCAGAAACAUGGAUGCUGAGCCUCCCACCGAGCCCCAGAUGGAUGUCGAUCCCGGGCCCGAUGGCCCUGUUGACGUGUCCGUUCAUCCGCAAGAGGGUGACCAGUUGGAUGCCCCCUUGGAGGAUGGAGAACCCCACGUUACGCUGAUGAGCAAGAAGCCCUCGGUUGGGUAUCGGAUCACCGGCCCACGGGCACGAAAGAUCAGCUUCAGCAACAAAGGCCUCAAGGGACCCCGGAUGCCUUCGGGGCUUGCGACAAUGGGCAAGCUGUGGGGCGGGCCUGUGCCGGCGGCCGACCGGGCCUCCCGAUGGGGCACCGCCGCCGGCGGAUCUCUUAAGCGCGUGCCCACUAAGUCCAGUCAUGUCUCUGAGAAUCCCGCGGCCGUCGAGGCCGCUCUCUCGGCCGUCAAUCCUGACGACCCCGUCGGGCAGGAAGCGCUCAGUCAGAUGGACAACAUCGAUGAUGAUAGGGCUGGUACCAUCGCAUUAGGGGUCUCGCACAUCUUGAAGUUCUUGAGAGAGAAUACCGAGAAGGAGGAGCUUCGCCGGCAGAAGAAGGAGGAGGAAAAGGCCGCCAAGCCCCAGCCUGCUAUCCCUGAUGAGAUGGAACAACGCAGGGCGAAGAUCGAGGAGCUGCAGCUGAGGCGAGAAGCGACUCUGGCGGAAGAUAAAGCAAAACAUAUGGAGGCGAUGAUGCAAGCAAUGAAACAACAAGCGGCCGAGCAUGACCGACUGUUGAAGAAGAUCUCAGAGGAACUCGAGGCCAAGAACUCCCAGCUCCAUCCCGAGGUGGAGGAAGAAGAGCGCAAGAAACGAUACGACGACGCGAUGGCGGAUGUGAAUAACGUGUUGACUACCGUUGAGAGCGGGGUGAUGGCCCAUCUUGAAGACUUUAAAGCCCAGAUGCUGAACGAGAUGAAACAGACGUUUGAGAAAGUGGGCGAGUUGCGCGAACAGAAGCAGCAGAUCCAAGCCGACAUCGCGGACAUGUUAUCAUACAUGAGCAAAGUACGAGGCGGCGGGCCGGACCCUCGAUGGCAGUACCCGAGUCCGGUGCCGAGUCUGGCGGGGGGCCCGGAGGGCUCGACGGUCGGCGGCCCCGCCGGCACGCCCGUCGGCCCUUACGCCCACCUCUCGCCCAUCCCCGAGAGCUAUCCCAGCCCCCAUACCGACUUGCCCGAGCGCGACGGCACCGAGGCCGGCGUCGCGCGCAGCGUCGUCGGCUUCGGGCCUCGCUCGCCCGGCAGACGCUGA